Knipowitschia caucasica is the source of this 8700-nucleotide messenger RNA. The record is from the annotation of a GenBank genome assembly. NCBI's taxonomy places the organism in Eukaryota, Metazoa, Chordata, Actinopteri, Gobiiformes, Gobiidae.
AUGUCUCUGACGCCGCAUCAGUCCUCUGACGCCGCAUCAGUCUCUGACGCCCGCAUCAUCUCUGACGCCGCAUUCAGUCUCUUGACGCCGCAUCAGUCUCUGACGCCGCAUCAGUCUCUGACGCCGCAUCAGUCUCUGACGCCGCAUCAGUCUCUGACGCCGCAUCAGUCUCUGACGCCGCAUCAGUCUCUGACGCCGCAUCAGUCUCUGACGCCGCAUCAGUCUCUGACGCCGCAUCAGUCUCUGACGCCGCAUCAGUCUCUGACGCCGCAUCAGUCUCUGACGCCGCAUCAGUCUCAUGACGCCGCAUCAGUCUCUGACGCCGCAUCAGUCUCUGACGCCGCAUCAGUCUCUGACGCCGCAUCAGUCUCUGACGCCGCAUCAGUCUCUGACGCCGCAUCAGUCUCUGACGCCGCAUCAGUCUCUGACGCCGCAUCAGUCUCUGACCGCCGCAUCAGUCUCUUGACGCCGCAUCAGUCUCUGAGCCGCAUCCAGUCUCUGACGCCGCAUCAGUCUCUGACGCCGCAUCAGUCUCUGACGCCGCAUCAGUCUCUGACGCCGCAUCAGUCUCUGACGCCGCAUCAGUCUCUGACGUCGCAUCAGUCUCUGACGCCGCAUCAGUCUCUGACGCCGCAUCAGUCUCUGACGCCGCAUCAGUCUCUGACGCCGCAUCAGUCUCUGACGCCGCGAUCACAUCAGUCUCUGAACGCAUCAGUCUCUGACGCCGCAUCAGUCUCUGACGCCGCAUCAGUCUCUGACGCCGCAUCAGUUAUCUCUGACGCCGCAUCAGUCUUGACGCCGCAUCAGUCUCUGACGCCGCAUCAGUCUCUGACGUCUCUGUCGCCGCAUCAGUCUCUGACGCCGCAUCAUCUCUCUGACGCCGCAUCAGUCUCUGACGCCGCAUCAGUCUCUGACGCCGCAUCAGUCUCUGACGCCGCAUCAGUCUCUGACGCCGCAUCAGUCUCUGACGCCGCAUCAGUCUCUGACGCCGCAUCAGUCUCUGACGCCGCAUCAGUCUCUGACGCCGCAUCAGUCUCUGACGCCGCAUCAGUCUCUGACGCCGCAUCAGUCUCUGACGCCGCAUCAGUCUCUCUGACGCCGCAUCAGUCUCUGACGCCGCAUCAGUCUCUGACGCCGCAUCAGUCUCUGACGCCGCAUCAGUCUCUGACGCCGCAUCAUCUCUCUGACGCCGCAUCAGUCUCUGACGCCGCAUCAGUCUCUGACGCCGCAUCAGUCUCUGACGCCGCAUCAGUCUCUGAUGCGCAUCAGUCUCUGACGCCGCAUCAGUCUCUGACGCCGCAAUCAGUCUCUGACGCCGCAUCAGUCUCUGACGCCGCAUCAGUCUCUGACGUCGCAUCAGUCUCUGACGCCGCAUCAGUCUCUGACGCCGCAUCAGUCUCUGACGCCGCAUCAGUCUCUGACGCCGCAUCAUCUCUGACGCCGCAUCAGUCUCUGACGCCGCAUCAGUCUCUGACGCCGCAUCAGUCACUGACGCCGCAUCAGUCUCUGACGUCGCAUCAGUCUCUGACGCCGCAUCAGUCUCUGACGCCGCAUCUGAUCUCUCUGACGCCGCAUCAGUCUCUGACGCCGCAUCAGUCUCUGACGCCGCAUCAGUCUCUGACGCCGCAUCAGUCUCUGACGCCGCAUCAGUCUCUGACGCCGCAUCAGUCUCUGACGCCGCAUCAGUCUCUGACGCCGCAUCAGCUCUCUGACGCCGCAUCAGUCUCUGACGCCGCAUCAGUCUCUGACGCCGCAUCAGUCUCUGACGCCGCAUCAGUCUCUGACGCCGCAUCAGUCUCUGACGCCGCAUCAGUCUCUGACGCCGCAUCAGUCUCUGAGCCGCAUCAGUCUCUGACGCCGCAUCAGUCUCUGACGCCGCAUCAGUCUCUGACGCCGCAUCAGUCUCUGACGCGCAUCAUCUCUCUGACGCCGCAUCAGUCUCUGACGCCGCAUCAGUCUCUGACGCCGCAUCAGUCUCUGACGCCGCAUCAGUCUCUGACGCCGCAUCAGUCUCUGACGCCGCAUCAGUCUCUGACGCCGCAUCAGUCUCUGACGCGCAUCAUCUCUGACGCCGCAUCAGUCUCUGACGCCGCAUCAGUCUCUGACGCCGCAUCAGUCUCUCUGACGCCGCAUCAGUCUCUGACGCCGCAUCAGUCUCUGACGCCGCAUCAGUCUCUGACGCCGCAUCAGUCUCUGACGCCGCAUCAGUCUCUGACGCCGCAUCAGUCUCUGACGCCGCAUCAGUCUCUGACGCCGCAUCAGUCUCUGACGCCGCAUCAGUCUCUGACGCCGCAUCAGUCUCUGACGCCGCAUCAGUCUCUGACGCCGCAUCAGUCUCUGACGCCGCAUCAGUCUCUGACGCCGCAUCAGUCUCUGACGCCGCAUCAGUCUCUGACGCCGCAUCAGUCUCUGACGCCGCAUCAGUCUCUGACGCCGCUCAUCUCUGACGUCGCAUCAGUCUCUGACGCCGCAUCAGUCUCUGACGCCGCAUCAGUCUCUGACGCCGCAUCAGUCUCUGACGUCGCAUCAGUCUCUGACGCCGCAUCAGUCUCUGACGCCGCAUCAGUCUCUGACGCCGCAUCAGUCUCUGACGCCGCAUCAGUCUCUGACGCCGCAUCAGUCUCUGACGCCGCAUCAGUCUCUGACGCCGCAUCAGUCUCUCUGACGCCGCAUCAGUCUCUGACGUCGCAUCAGUCUCUGACGCCGCAUCAGUCUCUGACGCCGCAUCAGUCUCUGACGCCGCAUCAGUCUCUGACGCCGCAUCAGUCUCUGACGCCGCAUCAGUCUCUGACGCCGCAUCAGUCUCUGACGCCGCAUCAGUCUCUGACGCGCUCAGUCCUGACGCCGCAUCAGUCUCUGACGCCGCAUCAGUCUCUGACGCCGCAUCAGUCUCUGACGCCGCAUCAGUCUCUGACGCCGCAUCAGUCUCUGACGCCGCAUCAGUCUCUGACGCCGCAUCAGUCUCUGACGCCGCAUCAGUCUCUGACGCGCAUCAUCUCUGACGCCGCAUCAGUCUCUGACGCCGCAUCAGUCUCUGACGCCGCAUCAGUCUCUGACGCCGCAUCAGUCUCUCUGACGCCGCAUCAGGUCUCUGACGCCGCAUCAGUCUCUCUGACGCCGCAUCAGUCUCUGACGCCGCAUCAGUCUCUGACGCCGCAUCAGUCUCUGACGCCGCAUCAGUCUCUGACGCCGCAUCAGUCUCUGACGCCGCAUCAGUCUCUGACGCCGCAUCAGUCUCUGACGCCGCAUCAGUCUCUGACGCCGCUCAUCUCUGACGCCGCAUCAGUCUCUGACGUCGCAUCAGUCUCUGACGCCGCAUCAGUCUCUCUGACGCCGCAUCAGUCUCUGACGCCGCAUCAGUCUCUGACGCCGCAUCAGUCUCUGACGCCGCAUCAGUCUGACGCCGCAUCAGUCUCUGACGCCGCAUCAGUCUCUGACGCCGCAUCAGUCUCUGACGCCGCAUCAGUCUCUGACGCCGCAUCAGUCUCUGACGCCGCAUCAGUCUCUGACGCCGCAUCAGUCUCUGACGCCGCAUCAGUUCUCUUGACGCCGCAUCAGUCUCUGACGCCGCAUCAGCCGCAUCAGUCUCUGACGCCGCAUCAGUCUCUUACGCCGCAUCAGUCUCUGACGUCACAUCAGUCUCUGACGCCGCAUCAGUCUCUGACGUCGCAUCAGUCUCUGACGCCGCAUCAGUCUCUGACGCCGCAUCAGUCUCUGACGCCGCUGAGGCCGCAUCAAUCUCUGACGCCGCAUCAGUCUCUGACGCCGCAUCAGUCACUGACGCCGCAUCAUCUCUCUGACGCCGCAUCAGUCUCUGACGCCGCAUCAGUCUCUGACGCCGCAUCAGUCUCUCUGACGUCGCAUCAGCCUCUGACGUCGCAUCAGUCUCUGACGUCGCAUCAGUCUCUGACGCCGCAUCAGUCUCUGACGCCGCAUCAUCUCUCUGACGCCGCAUCAGUCUCUCUGACGCCGCAUCAGUCUCUGACGCCGCAUCAGUCUCUGACGCCGCAUCAGUCUCUGACGCCGCAUCAGUCUCUGACGCCGCAUCAGUCUCUGACGCCGCAUCAGUCUCUGACGCCGCAUCAGUCUCUGACGUCGCAUCAGUCUCUGACGCCGCAUCAGUCUCUGACGUCGCAUCAGUCUCUGACGCCGCAUCAUCUCUCUGACGCCGCAUCAGUCUCUGACGCCGCAUCAGUCUCUGACGCCGCAUCAGUCUCUGACGCCGCAUCAGUCUCUCUGACGUCGCAUCAGUCUCUGACGUCGCAUCAGUCUCUGACGUCGCAUCAGUCUCUGACGUCGCAUCAGUCUCUGACGUCGCAUCAGUCUCUGACGCCGCAUCAGUCUCUGACGCCGCAUCAGUCUCUGACGCCGCAUCAGUCUCUGACGCCGCAUCAGUCUCUGACGCCGCAUCAGUCUCUGACGCCGCAUCAGUCUCUGACGCCGCAUCAGUCUCUGACGCCGCAUCAGUCUCUGACGCCGCAUCAGUCUCUGGCGCCGCAUCAGUCUCUGACGCCGCAUCAUCUCUCUGACGCCGCAUCAGUCUCUGACGCCGCAUCAGUCUCUGACGCCGCAUCAGUCUCUCUGACGCCGCAUCAGUCUCUGACGUCGCAUCAGUCUCUGACGCCGCAUCAGUCUCUGACGCCGCAUCAUCUCUCUGACGCCGCAUCAGUCACUGACGCCGCAUCAGUCUCUGACGCCGCAUCAAUCUCUGACGCCGCAUCAGUCUCUGACGCCGCAUCAGUCACUGACGCCGCAUCAGUCUCUCUGACGCCGCAUCAGUCACUGACGCCGCAUCAGUCUCUGACGCCGCAUCAAUCUCUGACGCCGCAUCAGUCACUGACGCCGCAUCAGUCACUGACGCCGCAUCAUCUCUCUGACGCCGCAUCAGUCUCUGACGCCGCUGAGGCCGCAUCAGUCUCUGACGCCGCAUCAGUCACUGACGCCGCUGAGGCCGCAUCAGUCUCUUUGACGCCGCAUCAGUCUCUGACGCCGCUGAGGCCGCAUCAGUCUCUGACGCCGCUGAGGCCGCAUCAGUCUCUGACGCCGCAUCAGUCUCUGACGUCACAUCAGUCUCUGACGCCGCAUCAGUCUCUGACGCCGCAUCAUCUCUCUGACGCUGCAUCAGUCUCUGACGCCGCAUCAGUCUCUCUGACGCCGCAUCAGUCUCUGACGCCGCAUCAGUCUCUGACGCCGCAUCAGUCACUGACGCCGCAUCAGUCUCUGACGCCGCAUCAAUCUCUGACGCCGCAUCAGUCUCUGACGCCGCAUCAGUCACUGACGCCGCAUCAUCUCUCUGACGCCGCAUCAGUCUCUCUGACGCAGCAUCAGUCUCUGACGCCGCUGAGGCCGCAUCAGUCUCUGACGCCGCAUCAGUCACUGACGCCGCUGAGGCCGCAUCAUCUCUCUGACGCCGCAUCAGUCUCUGACGUCGCAUCAGUCUCUGACGCCGCAUCAGUCUCUGACGCCGCAUCAGUCAUUGACGCCGCUGAGGCCGCAUCAGUCUCUCUGACGCCGCUGAGGCCGCAUCAGUCUCUGACGCCGCUGAGGCCGCAUCAGUCUCUGACGGCGCAUCAUCUCUCUGACGCCGCUGAGGCCGCAUCAGUCUAUGACGCCGCAUCAGUCUCUGACGCCGCAUCAGUCUCUGACGCCGCAUCAGUCUCUGACGCCGCAUCAGUCUCUGACGCCGCAUCAGUCUCUGACGCCGCAUCAGUCUCUUUGACGCCGCAUCAGUCUCUGACGCCGCUGAGGCCGCAUCAGUCUCUGACGCCGCUGAGGCCGCAUCAGUCUCUGACGCCGCAUCAGUCUCUGACGUCACAUCAGUCUCUGACGCCGCAUCAGUCUCUGACGUCGCAUCAGUCUCUGACGCCGCAUCAUCUCUCUGACGCCGCAUCAGUCUCUGACGCCGCAUCAGUCUCUGACGCCGCAUCAGUCUCUGACGCCGCAUCAGUCUCUCUGACGUCGCAUCAGUCUCUGACGUCGCAUCAGUCUCUGACGUCGCAUCAGUCUCUGACGCCGCAUCAGUCUCUGACGCCGCAUCAGUCACUGACGCCGCAUCAGUCUCUGACGUCGCAUCAGUCUCUGACGCCGCAUCAGUCUCUGACGCCGCAUCAUCUCUCUGACGCCGCAUCUGUCUCUGACGCCGCAUCAGUCACUGACGCCGCAUCAGUCACUGACGCCGCAUCAGUCACUGACGCCGCAUCAGUCACUGACGCCGCAUCAGUCUCUGACGCCGCAUCAGUCUCUGACGCCGCAUCAGUCUCUCUGACGCCGCAUCAGUCUCUGACGCCGCAUCAGUCUCUGACGCCGCAUCAGUCUCUGACGCCGCAUCAGUCUCUGACGCCGCAUCAGUCUCUGACGCCGCAUCAGUCACUGACGCCGCAUCAGUCUCUGACGCCGCAUCAUCUCUCUGACGCCGCAUCAGUCUCUCUGACGCCGCAUCAGUCUCUGACGCCGCAUCAGUCUCUGACGCCGCAUCAGUCUCUGACGCCGCAUCAGUCUCUGACGCCGCAUCAGUCUCUGACGCCGCAUCAUCUCUCUGACGUUGUAUCAGUCACUGACGCCCCAUCAGUCUCUGACGCCGCAUCAGUCUCUGACGCCGCAUCAGUCUCUGACGCCGCAUCAGUCUCUGACGCCGCAUCAGUCUCUGACGCCGCAUCAGUCACUGACGCCGCAUCAGUCUCUGACGCCGCAUCAGUCUCUGACGCCGCAUCAGUCUCUCUGACGUCGCAUCAGUCUCUGACGCCGCAUCAGUCUCUGACGCCGCAUCAUCUCUCUGACGCCUUAUCAGUCUCUGACGCCUUAUCAGUCUCUGACGCCGCAUCAGUCUCUGACGCCGCAUCAGUCUCUCUGACGUUGUAUCAGUCACUGACGCCCCAUCAGUCUCUGACGCCGCAUCAGUCUCUGACGCCGCAUCAGUCUCUGACGCCGCAUCAGUCUCUGACGCCGCAUCAUCUUUCUGACGCCGCAUCAGUCUCUGACGCCGCAUCAGUCUUUCUGACGCCGCAUCAGUCUCUGACACCGCAUCAGUCUCUGACGCCGCAUCAGUCUCUGACGCCGCAUCAGUCUCUGACGCCGCAUCAGUCUCUGACGUCGCAUCAGUCUCUGACGCCGCAUCAGUCUCUGACGCCGCAUCAUCUCUCUGACGUUGCAUCAGUCUCUGACGCCGCAUCAGUCUCUCUGACGCCGCAUCUGUCUCUGACGCCGCAUCAGUCUCUGACGCCGCAUCAGUCACUGACGCCGCAUCAUCUCUCUGACGCCGCAUCAGUCUCUGACGCCGCAUCAGUCUCUGACGCCGCAUCAGUCUCUGACGCCGCAUCAGUCACUGACGCCGCAUCAGUCUCUGACGCUGCAUCAGUCUCUGACGCCGCAUCAGUCUCUCUGACGCCGCAUCAGUCUCUGACGCCGCAUCAGUCUCUGACGCCGCAUCAGUCUCUGACGCCGCAUCAGUCACUGACGCCGCAUCAGUCUCUGACGCCGCUGACGCCGCAUCAGUCUCUGACGCCGCUGACGCCGCAUCAGUCUCUGACGCCGCAUCAGUCUCUGACGCCGCAUCAGUCUCUGACGCCGCAUCAUCUCUCUGACGUCGCAUCAGUCUCUGACGCCGCAUCAGUCUCUGACGCCGCAUCAGUCUCUCUGACGUCGCAUCAGUCUCUGACGCCGCAUCAGUCUCUGACGCCGCAUCAUCUCUCUGACGCCGCAUCAGUCUCUGACGCCGCAUCAGUCUCUGACGCCGCAUCAGUCUCUCUGACGCCGCAUCAGUCUCUGACGCCGCAUCAGUCUCUGACGCCGCAUCAGUCUCUGACGCAGCAUCAGUCUCUGACGCCGCAUCAUCUCUCUGACGUCGCAUCAGUCACUGACGCCGCAUCAGUCUCUGACGCCGCAUCAGUCUUUCUGACGUCGCAUCAGUCUCUGACGCCGCAUCAGUCUCUGACGCCGCAUCAGUCUCUGACGCCGCAUCAUCUCUCUGACGCCGCAUCAGUCUCUGACGCCGCAUCAGUCUCUCUGACGUUGCAUCAGUCUCUGACGCCGCAUCAGUCUCUGACGCCGCAUCAGUCACUGACGCCGCAUCAGUCUCUGACGCCGCAUCAGUCUCUGACGCCGCAUCAGUCUCUGACGCCGCAUCAGUCUCUGACGCCGCAUCAGUCUCUGACGCCGCAUCAGUCUCUGACGCUGCAUCAUCUCUCUGACGCUGCAUCAGUCUCUGACGCCGCAUCAGUCACUGACGCCGCAUCAGUGUCUCUGACGCCGCAUCAGUCUCUGACGCCGCAUCAGUCUCUGACGUUGCAUCAGUCUCUGACGCCGCAUCAGUCUCUGACUCCGCAUCAGUCUCUGACGCUGCAUCAGUCUCUGACGCUGCAUCAUGUCUCUGACGCCGCAUCAGUCUCUGACGCCGCAUCAGUCUCUGACGUUGCAUCAGUCUCUGACGCCGCAUCAGUCUCUGACGCCGCAUCAGUCUUUCUGACGCCGCAUCAGUCUCUGACGCCGCAUCAGUCUCUGACGCUGCAUCAUCUCUCUGACGUCGCAUCAGUCUCUGACGCCGCAUCAGUCUCUCUGACGUCGCAUCAGUCUCUGACGCCGCAUCAGUCUCUGACGCCGCAUCAGUCUCUGACGUCGCAUCAGUCUCUGACGCCGCAUCAGUCUCUGACGCCGCAUCAGUCUCUGACGCCGCAUCAGUCUCUGACGCCGCAUCAGUCUCUCUGA